AUCGGCGGGAUGAGCGGGAGCGGCGCCCCCGGGCCCGGCGCGGCGCCCUGCCGCUUCGCCCACUACUUCGUGCUGUGCGGCAUCGACGCGGAGAGCGGGCUGGAGCCCGACGAGCUGGCAGGAGAGAAUUUCGACCAGAGUCCCUUAAGGAGAACCUUCAAGUCCAAAGUUUUGGCCCAUUACCCUCAGAACAUCGAGUGGAACCCCUUUGACCAGGAUGCCGUCAACAUGCUGUGUAUGCCCAAAGGGCUGUCCUUCAGGACGCAGGCAGAUAACAGGGAUCCACAGCUCCACUCAUUCAUCAUCACCAGAGAGGAUGGCUCUCGUACGUACGGCUUUGUGCUCACGUUCUAUGAGGAGGUCACGAGCAAGCAGAUCUGCACAGCCAUGCAAACGCUGUACCAGAUGCACAAUGCAGAGCAGUACAGCAGUGUCUGUGCCUCCUCCUCGUGCAGCAUGGACUCCCUGGCCAGUAGCAUCGACGAGGGCGACGCCACGUCCCUCGCCAAGCUCCAGCGGUACAAUUCCUACGACAUCAGCAGAGACACGCUGUACGUCUCCAAAUGCAUCUGCCUCAUCACCCCCCUGCCCUUCAUGCAAGCCUGCAAGAAGUUCCUGAUCCAGCUCUAUAAGGCAGUGACCUCCCAGCAGCCGCCUCCGCUGCCCCUGGAGAGCUACAUCCACAACAUCCUCUAUGAGGUGCCCCUGCCGCCCCCGGGGAGGUCGCUCAAGUUUUAUGGGGUUUACGAGCCCAUCAUUUGCCAGAGGCCUGGGCCCAACGAGCUGCCGCUCUCUGACUACCCACUGCGGGAGGUCUUCGAGCUGCUGGGCCUGGAGAACCUGGUCCAAGUUUUCACCUGCGUUCUUCUGGAGAUGCAGAUCCUUCUGUACUCGCAAGAUUAUCAGCGUCUGAUGACAGUGGCAGAGGGAAUCACAACGCUGCUGUUCCCGUUUCAGUGGCAGCAUGUGUACGUCCCCAUCCUUCCUGCCUCUCUCCUGCAUUUUCUGGAUGCUCCUGUUCCCUACCUGAUGGGGCUGCAGUCUAAGGAGGGGACCGACCGCUCCAAGCUGGAGCUGCCUCAGGAGGCAAACUUGUGCUUUGUGGACAUCGAUAACCAUUUCAUCGAACUGCCGGAGGAAUUCCCCCAGUUCCCCAACAAGCUGGAGUUUAUCCAGGAAAUCUCUGAGGUCCUCCUGCAGUUUGGGAUCCCCCCAGAGGGCAACCUGCACUGCAGUGACAGUGCCACCAAACUCAAGAACUUGGUUCUUAGUGACUUGGUGAAUGACAAGAAGAAUGGGAACAUCCCCAGCAACGCCCUCAACAUGUACGAGCUGCUGAAGGGCAACGAGACAAUCGCUCGCCUGCAGGCCCUCGCCAAAAGAACGGGCGUGACGAUGGAAAAAAUCACAACCCCCCUCACAGAGGAGAAGGAUGGCAAGCUGUCAUGCGAGGAGCUUGAGCUGAGGGACUACAAACUGAACGUGCAGCUUCGUGAGGUUUUCGCCAACCGCUUCACACAGAUGUUCGCAGACUACGAGGCUUUCGUCAUCCAGGCUGCCCCUGACAUGGAGUCGUGGCUGACUAACAGGGAACAAAUGCAAAACUUUGACAAAGCUUCCUUCCUUUCGGACCAACCUGAGCCUUACCUCCCAUUCCUUUCACACUUCAUCGAAACACAGAUGUUUGCAACCUUCAUAGAUAAUAAGAUAAUCUCCCAGUGGGAAGAGAAGGACCCUUUCCUACGAGUUUUUGACUCCCGAAUUGAGAAAAUAAAGCUGUAUAAUGUAAGGGCCCCUGCACUGCGGACAUCCAACUACCAGAAAUGCAGCACUUUGAAGGAAGCAGCCCAGUCCAUCGAGCAGAGGCUGAUGAAGAUUGACCACACAGCAAUCCACCCACACUUACUCGACAUGAAGAUUGGCCAAGGGAAGUACGAGCAAGGAUUUUUCCCAAAGCUGCAGUCGGAUGUCCUGGCAACAGGACCCACCAAUAACAACCGCUGGGCCAGCCGCAGCACCACCACGCAGCGCAGGAAGGACCGACUGCGGCAGCACUCAGAGCACAUCGGCUUGGACAACGAUUUGAGGGAGAAAUACAUGCAAGAGGCAAGGAGUUUAGGAAAAAAUUUAAGGCAGCCCAAGCUCUCAGACCUCUCUCCGGCUGUGAUUGCACAAACCAACUGGAAGUUUGUGGAAGGGUUACUGAAGGAAUGUCGCAUGAAGACUAAACGCAUGUUGGUAGAGAAGAUGGGUCACGAAGCAGUUGAGCUGGGACAUGGAGAAGCCAACAUAACAGGCCUGGAGGAAAAUACAUUGAUUGCUAGCCUCUGUGAUCUGCUAGAAAGGAUCUGGAGCCAUGGUCUGCAGGUCAAGCAGAAGGGAAACCCAGAGGGAGGACAAAGAAACAAGGGGAAAUCUGCUCUGUGGUCCCAUUUGCUUCAGUACCAAGAGAGAGAAGAGAAGCAGGAGCACAGUGCAGAGUCACCAGUUGCUCUUGGAACAGAAAGACGAAAGUCUGAUACAGGAAUUACUCUGCCUUCAUUGAGGGUUUCCCUGAUACAAGAUAUGAGGCAUGUUCAGAAUAUGAGUGAGAUAAAGACUGAUGUGGGGCGAGCCCGAGCCUGGAUAAGGCUUUCUCUGGAGAAGAAGCUUUUGUCUCAGCACCUGAAGCAGCUGCUUUCCAACCAGGCACUUGCAAAGAAACUUUACAAGCGUUACGCUUUCCUGCGCUGCGAGGAAGAACGGGAACAGUUUCUGUAUCACCUGCUCUCGCUCAACGCUGUGGAUUACUUCUGCUUCACAAGCGUCUUCACCACAAUCAUGAUCCCUUACAGGUCAGUGAUAAUUCCCAUCAAAAAACUGAGCAAUGCAAUAACCACAUCAAACCCGUGGAUAUGUGUGUCAGGAGAACUAGGAGAUACUGGCGUAAUGCAGAUUCCUAAAAAUCACCUAGAAAUGACAUUUGAGUGCCAGAACUUAGGGAAGCUGACGACCGUUCAGAUUGGCCAUGACAACUCAGGGCUGCUGGCCAAGUGGCUGGUUGAUUGUGUCAUGGUCAGGAAUGAAAUAACAGGACACACGUACAAGUUCCCCUGUGGGCGAUGGCUGGGAAAAGGUGUCGAUGAUGGCAGUUUGGAACGGAUACUCAUUGGAGAGCUGGUGUCCUCCACGUCUGAUGAAGAGCUGGGAAAGCAGUGCCGGACCCCACCCCAGCAGAAAUCUCCUACCAUGGCUCGGCGACUGAGCAUCACUUCCCUCACAGGCAGGAACACCAAGCCUAAUGCGGGACAGAUCCAAGAGGGAAUCGGGGAAGCUGUGAACAAUAUUGUGAAACACUUUCACAAGCCAGAGAAAGAGAGAGGGAGCCUUACCAUUCUCUUGUGUGGAGAAAACGGUCUGGUUGCAGCACUGGAGCAGUUCUUCCACCAUGGAUUCAAAUCAGCUCGCAUUUUUCAUAAGAACGUCUUUAUCUGGGAUUUCAUAGAGAAAGCUGUUGCUUAUUUUGAAACCAGUGAUCAGAUUGGAGACAAUGAGGAGGCCCUUUUGCUUCAGAGAUCUUCAUGCAAAACCUUCUGUCAUUACGUGAAUGCCAUCAAUACAGCUCCAAGGAACAUUGGAAAGGAUGGCAAAUUCCAAAUCCUGGUUUGCCUGGGGACGAGGGACCACUUGCUCUCCCAGUGGAUCCCAUUACUGGCAGAGUGCCCGCCCAUUACCAGGAUGUAUGAGGAGAAUGCUCUCCUACGGGACCGCAUGACUGUCAACUCUCUUAUCCGAGUGCUACAGACGUUGCAAGAUUUCAACAUCAUCCUAGAAGGAUCACUCAUCAAAGGAGUGGAUGUUUAGCAUGGCUUUGCUGAGAACUUCAUUAUUCCUUUCCCAAGCAAGCAAACCACAGUUGGAGACCUGUCAGGACUUGAAGACGAUGGUAGUGCACCACUGUAAGGCAAAGCUGCCGGUUGAAGCAGAAUUGGGAAGCCCAGUUUGUGCCCGGUGGGGACUGUCCUCUAAAGCUGCAGAAAGCUAAGAUGCAGUAUUGUAGUUUAUUUGAAACAGAAAUUUAGUACAAAAAUAGAGUAUUUUCAUGUGUUUAGAUGUGUGUAAAUAUGCUAUCUUCUUUCAGAAAUUAUAUUACUCUAAGAAGUUUUUCUUAGACUGAAUGUUCUUGUUCUGACUAUGAGUAGGUUAAACCCGGGGGAAGGACUUGGGGGAGGGAAGGACCAAGGUGGGAAGGGAUGCAGCUACUUGCUUGCAAGGAAGAAGCCAAUCGGUGUGUAAAUACAGCGCAAACUCAGCAGGGCUUUUUUCAGGUAUUGCAAAUUAAUACAGCAAAUAUCCUUAUGUAGCCAUUGUGAUUGUGUCACUCUUGGAAAUGUUGUAAGCAUAUGCUGGUUUACCCUACUGAACAUGGUCUCUCUUAGUUUUUUGUUUAUUUGAAGACUCACUUUUCCAUGCAUGGAAGUUGUGAGCUGUCAUUUUUUUUUUUCCUGUAAGUUCUUUUGUGUCACUUCUGUUGAUCCCCAAAAGGGGAAACGUGUUGGAUUGCUUAAACGCUGGAGAGGAGGACUGCUGUCAGCCUCAGAACCUGAGAGUAUGAGACACCUGUUAAAGCAGUGCUGCUGCAGCCUGAUAUAGGGAAUCAUGGCUUGCUUGACUCACUCAGUGUGUCCCUUUUCUGUCUGCACAUUCUGAUGAUUCCUCCUCAUCCUCGGCCAGUUUAUGUUGUGGAUGACCUUUUUUUUUUUUCCCCCACAUUGAGGAAUUUGGUUUAUACCAAAUUCUUACUGUGCUUGAGAAGAACCAUUGCUGUAGAGCCACAAACACCGAUGUUUGCUGUGCUUCUGAACUCUAUCAGCUGGCUUCGAAAUGCCGACAGAUUAUAAGUCUUCCUUUAUCCUGCAGAAUGAGUGUUCCUAGGGGAGUACAGGAUCUUUGAUUACUUUUUUUUUUUUUUAAUUUAAAUUAUCCAGCUACAAAAAGAAAAGGACUUCAGUAAAAGGAG
Molecule: messenger RNA, 4999 nt
Organism: Empidonax traillii (willow flycatcher)
Lineage: Eukaryota; Metazoa; Chordata; Aves; Passeriformes; Tyrannidae
Gene: DENND5B
Product: DENN domain containing 5B
Exons: 22
Coding region: 10-3843 (1277 amino acids)
Molecular function (GO): small GTPase binding; guanyl-nucleotide exchange factor activity
Source: RefSeq, a predicted model, not a curated record